AUGCAAGAAUAAUAUGAAUUGUAUUAUACUACAUAUAAUCAGGAGAGAGAGAGGAUUAGAGUAAGAGAGUUUCAUUACUUUAGAAAUUUUACAGUAGCUUGAAAUCUGAAGAAUCCAAUCGAUUGUUGAAGAGUUAAUCUCUUAACGAAUCUUUGAAGAAGGCUGAAGGAUUCAAAAAUGAAAAGAAGUUGCAGAUUAAACAAAAGGCUCACAAAUUUAAUAUUAAAGCUAAAAUUAUACAGAGAAAGAACAAUUAGAUGCAGGAACAUCAAUUUCUGGGUAUUAUUAAAUAGAAAAAUGAGUUGUUCAAGAAGGAGAUUGAGCUGUAAGAUAUAAUUUAAAUUCAGAGAACAUCGUCUUAAUAUCUUGAAUGCCGAAUAAACAGAGUAGAUCAGAUAAAAUUAAAUAUAUAAAUCGAUGAAACACAAAAUCUAUUUAGAGAGAGUUGAAUAACAUCAAUUAGUAAUAAAUUAAUAAUAAAAUAGAAAGUAGAAUAGGAGCAUCAGUAAUUAUUGGAAUAGAUGAAUAACAAAUUUUAGAAGGUCGAAUAAUAUAUUCAGAUAACUAGAGAAUCUUAAAAAUAGAAAUUUAGAAGUCUUAGUUAUAAAUACUUGACUUAUAAACAGAAAGCAGAGAAUCUAAUCUUGGAAAAAACAGAAAACACCUUUUAAGAAGCCCUUGAUAACAUGUCGAAGAGAGAAUAAAUUUAUGUAUCCAUUCUUUUUUAACUAAAAAAGGAAAAAUAUCUUGAGACCAAAGAAAAAGAGAGGAAAAAGAUUGUGAGAAGAAACAAAUUGGAAUUGAUCAAAUUUAAAAGAAACAAGAAAAGAUAAGAGUCAAUCGAAAAAGCCUAAAAACAAUUGUAAGAAUAAGAAAGACAUAGAAGAAUACUCAAUAACUCUACUUCAAUACCAAAAAUCAUCAUUACUGAACAUGAUGAUUAAGGUAAUAAUGAUGUAGAAGUCGAAGUCUAUGAAGUACCAUAAUCUGAGGGAUAAAAUUAAAUUUAUGAAGAAAAAGUUACAUCUUCAAAAAAGAAUUAAAAAGAAGAAUAAUCUAUUUUCACUAAUAUUAAUGAAUCUUCUAUGCAAGUUACUUUGCCUGAAACAAAAAAUAUAGACUCUCCCAAUUAUAAGAAACCAAGGAGGGAAUCAGAAAAGGAACGAUAAUAUUAAAUUUUAAUGUAAUUUAAUUUAAAUAUGGACUUAGGAAAUUAAGGUUGAAUCUAAAACAAGAAAGAGAGAAGUUGGAUAGGGAAUUGAACUCAUUCUUCAUUAGUUAGGCAAUACACUAAAAUUGA
Molecule: messenger RNA, 1300 nt
Organism: Paramecium octaurelia
Lineage: Eukaryota; Ciliophora; Oligohymenophorea; Peniculida; Parameciidae
Source: the annotation of a GenBank genome assembly